CCCGGGGGGGGGCAGAUCCCUCCGGGCCGGGCAGAUCCCUCCCGGGGGGGCAGAUCUCUCCUGGGGGGGGGGGGGAGAGGGCAAAUCCCUCUAGGCCAGGCAGCCUCUCCCUCUGCCCCUCCCCCUGAGGCUGGUGUCCCUGCAACCACCGGUUCCUGCCGCCUCUGGAUCCAGGAGCUGGCACCUUCCUGCAGUGAGGUGCCCACAACCGGCCCCACUCCAGGUUAACUGGUGCCACGACAAGGAUAUCACAAUAACCGAUCACAAGAGCAUAGCUCUACCGCACACAGCACGCCAUGACCCGUGAAGAAGAAAUGCCCGACUGGGAAGGAGCCCAGGAGUUUUACAGCAAAUAUGACCCAAAGGAUAUCCUUGGCCGGGGAGUCAGUAGUGUUGUCAGGCGCUGUAUAGAGAGGAAGACAGAUGUACAGUAUGCUGUGAAGAUUAUAGACAUCACUUCGGAGCAUCUGACGCCAGAGGAGCUGGAAGAGAUUUGCACAUCGACUACCCAGGAAAUCAGCAUCCUCAAACAAGUGUCGGGACACCCAAAUAUAAUUUCGCUAAAUGACUGCUAUGAAUCUUCAAGCUUCUACUUCUUGGUGUUUGACCUGAUGAAGAAAGGAGAGCUGUUUGACUACCUGACUGAAAAAGUCACCUUGAGUGAGAAGGAGACCAGAAGCAUCAUGCGCGCACUGCUGGAGGUCGUUCAGUUCCUCCAUUCCAAGGACAUCGUGCACCGUGACCUCAAGCCCGAAAACAUCCUCCUGGACGACAACAUGAACAUUAAGCUGUCGGACUUUGGGUUUGCCCUACAGCUGUCCACUGGGGAGAAGCUGCGAGAACUGUGUGGGACCCCGGGCUACCUGGCUCCAGAAAUCCUCCUGUGCUCUAUGGAUGAAUCUCAUGCUGGAUAUGGCAAAGAAGUGGAUUUGUGGAGCUGUGGGGUGAUCAUGUACACGCUGCUCAGUGGCUCUCCGCCAUUCUGGCACAGGAAGCAGAUGUUGAUGCUCAGGAUGAUCAUGGACGGAAAUUACAAUUUUGACUCUCUGGAAUGGCAAGACCGGUCAGACACUGUAAAAGAUUUGAUCUCCCAGCUGCUGGUGGUGAAGCCCGAGGAGCGUUACACGGCAGACCAGGCACUGGCUCACCCGUUCUUCCAGCAGUACCUGGUGGAGGAGGUGCGCUACUUCAGUCCCUACCGCAAGUUUAAGACCAUCAUCUGGACGGUUCUGGCGUCCGUUCGCAUUUAUUACAAGUACCGGCGAGCGAAGCCUCUCAGCAAGCAAGUGCUGAUUCGCGAUCCCUACGCCUUUAAAGGGAUUCGUAAGAUCAUCGAUGGCUGCGCUUUCAAGGUGUACGGACAUUGGGUGAAGAAGGGUUUGCAGCAGAACCGGGCAGCUUUGUUUGAGAAUUCUCCCAAAGCCUUCCUGUUCUCCCUCAGCGACACCUCGGCUCACCUGGAAUAAAUCCUCCCUCUCCGGUCAAUCGUUGGGUAGAAGUCUGGUCCGGUUCUCCGGCAGUGAGCCCAACAGUGCUUCCUCCUUCCAUUUUGUAUGUUUAAGGUUUGUGUUGAAGGUGUAACUUUAUGAAUGUGAAUUGCUGAUUUAAAAUUCUGCGAAGCCGGUGAUUCAGAUCCCAGUGAUUCUGCAGUUCUGUGAAUGCUGAGAGGGCGUUUGGUAUCAGAGUGAUUCACCCGUCGUCACCCCGGUUCACUGUGUCCCCCCCGAGUUCACUGUGUCCCUCCCUCCCGCCCUGUUCCAUCCCAUUGACUGCAGUCUGUCACCCUCUUGUGUCAGCACCACUCUCCGUCUGCUCAAUCCACCUCUCUCACCCAGUCCACCCUGACCCUGACCCCCACCCUGACCCUGACCCCCACCCUCACCCUGACCCUGACCCCCACCCUCACCCUCACCCUGACCCUCACCCCCACCCCCACCCUCACCCUCACCCUCACCCUGACCCUG
This is a messenger RNA of Pristis pectinata (smalltooth sawfish), 1964 nucleotides long. Its product is annotated as phosphorylase b kinase gamma catalytic chain, skeletal muscle/heart isoform-like. Lineage: Eukaryota; Metazoa; Chordata; Chondrichthyes; Rhinopristiformes; Pristidae. The coding region runs from base 297 to 1466 and encodes 389 amino acids. The transcript is spliced from 10 exons. Gene Ontology annotation, biological process: glycogen biosynthetic process; protein phosphorylation. Gene Ontology annotation, cellular component: phosphorylase kinase complex. The record is from RefSeq and is a predicted model, not a curated record. Gene Ontology annotation, molecular function: calmodulin binding; phosphorylase kinase activity; ATP binding.